Molecule: messenger RNA, 1380 nt
Organism: Arabidopsis lyrata subsp. lyrata
Lineage: Eukaryota; Viridiplantae; Streptophyta; Magnoliopsida; Brassicales; Brassicaceae
Product: short integuments 2, mitochondrial-like
Cellular component (GO): mitochondrion
Molecular function (GO): GTPase activity; GTP binding
Source: RefSeq, a predicted model, not a curated record
AAUUAAAUCAUAUGAAGCCCAUAUUAAGCCCAAUUGCUAUACCCACAUUUGCUUCGGUGUUUUUGUGAGGAGCUGAAAAACCUCAGAAAACCCCUCUUUCUCCUCUGAAGCUGUUUGUUGCCGGAGAAAAUGGUGAUGCUGUUGAAGAAGACAGUGAAGAAAGGUUUAAUCGGCGGAAUGAGCUUCGCUAAAGACGCCGGAAAAAUCAAUUGGUUUCCCGGUCAUAUGGCUGCAGCAACUCGCGCCAUUCGCAACCGCCUCAAGCUCUCCGAUCUCGUUAUCGAAGUUCGCGAUGCUCGUAUUCCUCUGUCAUCGGCGAACGAGGAUCUACAAUCCCAAAUGUCAGCUAAAAGACGUAUCAUUGCUCUGAAUAAGAAAGAUUUAGCAAACCCUAAUGUUCUCAAUAAAUGGACUCGUCAUUUCGAAUCCAGCAAGCAAGAUUGUAUUGCCAUUAAUGCUCAUAGCAGAAGCUCUGUCAUGAAGCUGCUUGAUCUCGUGGAAUUGAAGCUUAAGGAAGUGAUUGCUAGGGAGCCUACUUUACUUGUGAUGGUGGUUGGUGUCCCCAAUGUUGGAAAAUCUGCGCUCAUUAAUUCGGUCCAUCAAAGAGGAACUCGCUUUCCGGUGCAGGAGAGAUUAAAGAGAGCUACGGUUGGUCCAUUGCCUGGUGUAACACAAGAUAUUGCUGGUUUCAAGAUUGCUCAUCGACCUAGCAUAUAUGUUCUAGACUCCCCUGGUGUGUUGGUCCCAAGUAUUCCUGAUAUCGAAACCGGUUUGAAGCUUGCUCUUUCAGGGUCCGUUAAAGAUUCAGUUGUGGGUGAAGAGCGGAUUGCACAAUACUUUCUAGCUAUUCUAAACAUUCGAGGGACUCCUCUUCAUUGGAAGUACUUAGUUGAGGGAAGAAACGAAGGGCCUCAUGCAGACUGUAUCGAUAAACCAAGCUAUAACCUAAAGGAUCUUCGACACCAGAGAACCAAACAACCAAAUUCAUCUGCUCUGCACUAUGUCGGGGAUAUGAUUUCAGAAGUGCAACGAUCACUGUAUAUAACGCUCUCAGAAUUUGAUGGGGACACAGAGGAUGAGAAUGAUUUGGAAUGUUUAAUAGAGCAACAGUUUGAAGUUCUACAGAAGGCACUGAAGAUUCCACACAAAGCAUCCGAAGCAAGGUUAAUGGUCUCCAAGAAAUUUCUUACUUUGUUUAGGACAGGUAGACUUGGUCCCUUUAUCCUUGACGAUGUCCCUGAAACUGAAACUGACCACCCCAAUUCGAGACGCGUAGUUGUUUGGUAAAAUCUUAAAGCAAAUUGUAACACAUUAUGCGUGCAGCUUAAGAUGAUGAUUCUAUUUGUUUACAUUUGAGAUUUAAUGGCGUUGCUCCAGUAA